This is a messenger RNA of Pomacea canaliculata, 2097 nucleotides long. Its product is annotated as WD repeat-containing protein 31-like. The coding region runs from base 122 to 1138 and encodes 338 amino acids. The transcript has 10 exons. The record is from RefSeq and is a predicted model, not a curated record. Gene Ontology annotation, molecular function: protein binding. Lineage: Eukaryota; Metazoa; Mollusca; Gastropoda; Architaenioglossa; Ampullariidae.
AUGCAGACGACAUAAGAAAGACAACUGUACCUAACAACCACCGGCAGCGUAGCGCUGUCUGGAAUAAUUUAAGCAAUGUAAAGCAAAACUAUAAACAUCUGCCAAAGAAUGUCAGAAAAUAAUGGGAAAACUAUUGAGCAAACGGAAGACCCUUAAAUACGACAGAAGGCAGGAAGGGAAUCAGGUGGAUGGGGAAGAAGUUCUGGAGAAAAGCACCAUGACAGGACCUAGAAUUCACUCUGAUGCUGUUGUUAGUCUGGCAUCCUUACAACCAGGGCUGUGUAUAUCCGGUAGUAAGGACAAGACUAUUGCACUCUAUGACUAUCAAAAUGGGCGACUAGAAGACAGAUGGACAGGACAUGAUAGAGAAGUUACUAAGGUCACCUAUGGAGCCAGCUGUGGUGGCAUCUUCAGUGCAUCUCGAGACAAGACCAUCAAAAUGUGGCAGAGGGGGAACUCACACAGCUUGCGUGAAUUCAUUGGCCAUGAUCUGGUUGUGACUGCUAUUCACUUAAAUGAAGACAAUACCCUAUUGUGCAGUGGUUCUCGUGACAAUUCAGUGAGAAUCUGGGAUGUGGAAAGAGGAACUUGUUUGUGCCAAAAUAACAUCCCUCAAAAUCUGGUUACAGAUGUGAAGUGGAUUCCAGGCACUGAGCAAGUUUUACAGACAGGUGAAGAUAAAGAAGUGAGGAUCUAUGACACAAGAACUAUGACCGUGGUUCGCACGUUUACCAAAAAACAAUACAUCCAGAUGAGCUGUGACAUUUCACCUGAUGGCAACUAUUGCCUUACGUGCAGCAAUGGAUUUGGAGGCAAUGGCUGUGAAGCCACCUUAUGGGAUCUGAAGACAUCUGCUCUUAUCCAUGAGUUCAAAGGUCAUCGUGAAGCUGUUGAAGCAUGCAUCUUCCUGCCCUCUUCUGAGCAGCCAUUGAUAGCCACAGUGUCAAGAGAUUGUAGUGUGCGUAUUUGGAACAGGGACUCCCGAGAGUGCAUCUGUGACUUUUACUUAAGUGGAUCUGGUCCUUUGACAUCUUUAAUUGCAUAUGAAGGUGGAAGCCUGUUGGUGAGCACCUUCAACAUGGGCAUUCAAGUUCUGAAGCUCCAAGGAAGUGUAAUCACACCUAAAGCAUGCUUUUAGUUUUCUCUAUCUUUUUUUGCACCAGUUAUUAAGCAGUGUUCACUAUUAUAGUUAUUUUCUACCAAUAAUGAUAAAACGGAAGUAACCAUUAGUGGUUGCCAGUACUAUUUUAUCCCAAGUUGUUCUGCCCUGUUGCAUUGUCCUUUUUUUUGAGCACAUUUUAAGGGUAAUAGGCAAGGAUGUUUAACUUUGAGCUUUGCUGAAAUAGUCUACAAGUUUUGCAUGGAUUUUGUCGAGACAAUUCUUGGUCCAAUGUCAAGGGAACAAUUCAUAUUUGUAAUGCUUUACCAUUCUCUCAAGAUAGGUGACAUUUUACACAGAUAACUCUUCCUUCACACUGUCAAACAAUUUUUUGGUAUUAGAAUUAUGAACAUAAUUGAAAAGGUAACAGUUAUAGUUUCCUUAUUUUCCCUUUAAAAUUAAGAUUGCCAUUUGUUUCUUUUUAAAUGUUUCAAAGUAGUUGUGCAACAUUCAGUGUUUUUUUUUCCUAUAAGGCAUGUGUAUCGCGUGGUCAUAUUGUGAUUUACAAAUGGAAGAUGUGGACGUUAAGUACGAGGGAAGAAGACAAUGCCUUAAAGAUGCUGGACAUAAACUUUUCUGUAUUUUCAUUAUCCUUCUUUUUCAAAUACCCAUGGCAAACAUGAUUGGGUUUACUUUUCAGGCCAUUUUACUGCAUACCGUAAAAGAUAUAAUUUUUUUUGGCUGUGAUAUUAGGCUUCAUGACCACAGAUAAUACAUGUCUGUAUUUUCAUGGUCAUAAAAAAUGUCCAUCAUUGUGGAGGUUUUACGUUGCUUUAAAAUAAAUUUUGCGUGCAUAAAAUGGUCAAGUACCAGCUUGCGGUGUAUGCAUUUUGAUUUAUGUUGUACAAGCAUCAAUGAGUACUGGUAUUUUUAGAGUUUUUGUUUUAAAAUUAUUGCUAUUUACCUUUUGCUGUGUCAGAGUAAAAUCUUAUGAAAUA